UCUUCCAGCAGGCAGCGGCUCUUCAGCUCGAGCCGAGUCCGUGUCACGCGCACUCCGACCCGGUUGAUUUCUUGCACGGUUCCCGCUGAGAGAGAGAGAGAGAGAGAGAGUGUGAGUGAGAGCGCUGGGAAUUCCUACGUCGCCAUUUUCCGCACUCGAAUAUUCAACGAAGAGCGGAGGAAAAUCUUCUCGUAACUCAUUCGCGGUUUUUUUUUGUGUUGGUUUGUUUUCUUCUUCUUCUUCUCUCUCUCCCCCCUGCACGAGAGCCCCACAUCUUCACCGGGACACGAGAAGGCUAACGGCCCUGGACGCUGCUCUUUCCGCCCCCCCCCUCCUCAUUGAGGCUGCUCGAGACGCGGCGUUUUAAAUGACCGCACACACACACACACACACACACACACACACACCGAGUGAUAACGGAAACGGCGCCCGGUUUUUCUAGUUUGGCUCGUGAAGUGAAGUGAAGGACAUUUUGGUCGCCAGCCGCACCGCUUUCACGAGGGAGGCUAAAAGGGGGAUAAAAUGCCACUUUGUUAACAACAUCUGUAACAUCUGCCAGGAAAACAUCCACGCUGCUGAGUGCUAACCCUUCACGCUUAAAGAAUUCCGCUCGAGCCACAUUGACGAGUUUUCCCAGACCUGCCCUCGUUUUAUACUCGCCCGUCCUUCGACAGCAUUACUGCUGCUGCUGCUGCUCCUAAUUGAUUUUGACCUACAAAGAGAAAAGACACGAACAGAGAAAGGAGGUAUGUGCGAUUAGCAGCCUCACAGGAGGGAUCACAAGCUCCAUAGCGCAGGAAGCCGUUCUUCAUCCACACUGAUUCCAGCCCUGCAGGCAUGAAGAUGAGGAAGUUUGCGUACUGUAAAGUAGUACUGGCUACGUCACUGGUUUGGGUGAUGCUGGAUAUGUUCAUCCUCCUCUACUUCAGCGAGUGCAACAAGUGUGACGACAAGAAAGAAAGAGGACUCCCCGGUAGAGAAGAGGUGGUCCCGAGGGCUCAUGAAGGUCCGGGUGAAAUGGGGAAGCCGGUGGUGAUCCCCAAAGAGCAGCAGGAGAAUAUGAAGGAGAUGUUCAAGAUCAAUCAGUUCAACCUGAUGGCCAGCGAGAUGAUCGCACUCAACCGCUCACUGCCCGACGUUCGGCUUGAAGGAUGUAAAACGAAGGUGUAUCCAGAUGACCUGCCGCGCACCAGCGUGGUCAUCGUGUUCCACAACGAGGCGUGGACGACAUUACUGCGCACUGUGCACAGCGUCCUCAACAGAUCCCCCAGACACCUGCUGGAGGAGGUGGUGCUGGUGGAUGACGCCAGCGAGAGAGACUUCCUGAAGAGGCGUUUGGAGCAGUACGUGAGGACGUUGGAGGUGCCAGUGCGGAUUGUGCGGAUGGAGCAGCGCUCAGGUCUGAUUCGUGCUCGUCUGAAGGGGGCGUCGCUCUCCACCGGUCAGGUCAUCACCUUCCUGGACGCUCACUGCGAGUGCACCGUGGGCUGGCUGGAGCCGCUCCUCGCUCGCAUCAAGCAAGACAAACGGACGGUGGUGUGCCCCAUCAUUGACGUGAUCAGCGAUGACACGUUCGAGUACAUGGCAGGCUCGGACAUGACGUAUGGAGGAUUUAACUGGAAACUGAACUUCCGCUGGUACCCAGUUCCUCAGAGGGAGAUGGACCGCAGGAAAGGAGACAGAACACUGCCUGUCAGGACUCCAACCAUGGCAGGUGGACUGUUCUCUAUAGACAGAGAUUACUUUGAGGAGAUUGGAACGUACGACGCAGGCAUGGACAUCUGGGGAGGAGAGAACCUGGAGAUCUCCUUCAGGAUCUGGCAGUGCGGUGGGACACUGGAGAUCGUGACGUGUUCUCACGUGGGACACGUUUUCCGUAAGGCCACGCCAUACACGUUCCCCGGUGGCACGGGCCAGAUCAUCAACAAGAACAACAGACGCCUGGCCGAGGUGUGGAUGGAUGAGUUUAAGAAUUUCUUCUACAUCAUUUCACCUGGAGUGACGAAAGUGGACUAUGGGGACGUCUCAUCCAGGACAGCCUUGAGACAGAAGCUGCAGUGUAAGCCAUUCUCCUGGUACCUCGAGAACAUCUAUCCUGACUCCCAGAUCCCACGCCAUUACUACUCCCUGGGAGAGAUCCGAAACGUGGAGACUAACCAGUGUCUGGACAACAUGGCUCGGAAAGAGAAUGAAAAAGUGGGCAUCUUCAAUUGUCAUGGCAUGGGAGGCAACCAGGUUUUUUCAUACACAGCCAACAAGGAGAUCCGAACAGACGACCUGUGUCUCGACGUGUCCAAACUGAAUGGGCCUGUAAUGAUGCUCAAGUGCCAUCAUCUGAAAGGCAACCAGCUGUGGGAGUACGAUCCUCUGAAGCUGACCCUGGUGCACGUGAACAGUAAUCAGUGUCUGGAUAAAGCAUCGGAGGACGACAGCCAGGUUCCCAGCGUCAGAGACUGCAGCGGCAGCCGCUCGCAACAGUGGCUCCUACGCAACGUCACACUGCCCGAAAUCUUCUGAGCACACAGCGCACGCACAUGAGGACGUACGGAGAGACGGACGGAUGGACGGACACACUCUUCACGCCAGCUCUGGUGGAGUUAGAAGAAAAGGAGAGCGAGCGAGCGAGCGAGGGAGGGAGGGAGAAAGCUGGAUGAUCUCUCUUACACUAUCCUUUCACUUCCCGAUGGUGUGGUCUUGAGGCAGAGCCAAAAUAACAGACAUACACAUGUACAUUAAUCUCUCCCCCCCUCCCCCUCCCCAUCACUCCACUUCACUGACACCCACACAGAGCUGGAGAAAGAGAAGAAGAAGAAGACUGUAUUUUACACAGAGAAACUUAGGAUCCGUGGCCUUGUCUUCCUUUAAGGAGCAGAGGGUGAUUAGGUGAUGUUUACCAGUUGCCUCCUUUUUAGAAUAUCAGAAUAUUGUGUGCAUGUGCACGCGUGAGUGUGUGUGUGUGUUGCUGAAACAGAAAGAGACUGUAUGUGUGGCUACACUGUGGCUUUUUAUUUAAUUCUUUCACAAGUUUAACAAGCAUCGAGCACAUUCAGACCGCAACACAUAUCAGUAUCAGUAGCUGCUUUCAUCAUCUGGUCUCUGAUUGGUCAGCGCCAUGGACUUCCUUUAGCUUCAUCUAUCCCUCAGAUUAGAAUAAAACCCAAAGAGAAGGACGAA
Messenger RNA from Hemibagrus wyckioides, 3174 nucleotides. RefSeq names its product UDP-N-acetyl-alpha-D-galactosamine:polypeptide N-acetylgalactosaminyltransferase 1 (gene galnt1). The record is from RefSeq and is a predicted model, not a curated record. Gene Ontology annotation, cellular component: Golgi apparatus. Bases 838 to 2517 code for a protein of 559 amino acids. The transcript has 14 exons. Lineage: Eukaryota; Metazoa; Chordata; Actinopteri; Siluriformes; Bagridae.